Messenger RNA from Strongylus vulgaris, 654 nucleotides. The record is from the annotation of a GenBank genome assembly. Lineage: Eukaryota; Metazoa; Nematoda; Chromadorea; Rhabditida; Strongylidae.
AAUUUGCGAUACAUCGCGGAUCUUGUUUUCGAGCAAUGGAUGUAUGCCACCUUGGAAGAAUCGACGCAUCCAAUAAUCAGCCAGUUUUUGGUCGUCGGUAAUGAUUCCAAAACCACGCUCUAUCAUCCUGUUGCCUUGCAGAUUCACUCUAUCGUGGACAUUGGCACACCUUUCCACUUCCAGUACACCACACUAGUGUAUGAAUUUAUCGAUGACACGGGCUUCGAGCCUUCCCCUGAAAUGGAACGAGAAGGCCUUCCUGACUUUUGUGGCGCGAGACGGCGUCGUAUGCUCAUGUUAUUUGUGGGUGAUGGCGAAAGCAAUUUGAAAGCCAUAGAGUAUCGGAGGAUUGAAGAAUUUUCACUUCUUACCAAGCCAGGAUGUAAAUUUCUUCUUAUUCCUCCGGUAGAAUGCAGGAAAGGAGUUCUUUUACUCAAACCUGAAAGUGUUCAGGUCAUUGGUACAGUACCACCAUAUCUUGCAGGAGGCGAUGUGGAAUCUUUAUUUUUAAAUGGACGUCCUCUUACAGUUAUUGCGCAGCGACUGAACAUUGUUGCGCUGAAAUCUGGUCCACAGUGCGUCGUUGCACCUGCUGCCAUAGCACACGUGGAUGCUCAUGUGAAGCAGAAAUCAGGUAUAAAUGUCUCAAGAUGA